Molecule: messenger RNA, 3598 nt
Organism: Budorcas taxicolor (takin)
Lineage: Eukaryota; Metazoa; Chordata; Mammalia; Artiodactyla; Bovidae
Gene: CXCL12
Product: C-X-C motif chemokine ligand 12
Exons: 4
Coding region: 99-380 (93 amino acids)
Biological process (GO): cell chemotaxis; immune response; defense response
Cellular component (GO): external side of plasma membrane; extracellular region
Molecular function (GO): CXCR chemokine receptor binding; chemokine activity
Source: RefSeq, a predicted model, not a curated record
AAAGCGCCGGGCGCGCGCCUCCCGCUGCCGCACUUUCGCUCUCCGCCGCCGCCUCCCCGCCGCGUCCGGCCUCCGUCCGCCCGCCGCCGGCCAGUGCCAUGGAUGCCAAGGUCUGCGUCGUGCUGGCCCUCGUGCUGACUGCGCUGUGCCUCAGCGACGCCAAACCGGUCAGCCUGAGCUACAGAUGCCCUUGCCGAUUCUUUGAGAGCCAUGUCGCCAAAGCCAACGUCAAGCACCUCAAGAUCCUCAACACUCCAAACUGUGCCCUCCAGAUCGUGGCAAGGCUGAAGAACAACAAUAGGCAAGUGUGCAUUGACCCGAAAUUGAAGUGGAUUCAGGAGUACCUGGACAAAGCUUUAAACAAGAGGUUCAAGAUGUGAGAGGCGCAGGUUGGGUCAGACGCCUGAGGAAGCCUCCCAGUAGGAGCCCAGGUCUGAAACCAGUGUUAGGAAGGGCUUGUAGCCACCCCCCUGCACCCAGGCAGGGCUGAGUGCAUUUCCAAGGGCCUUGUCGCGCACAGUUUGCCUUACUUCACCAUUUGAUUAUGUAGCAGAAUAUAUGGUGUUUAUGUCUCAUUUAGUUUGAUUAUCCAAUGUCACUGGCAACAGAUAGGAACUUAGAUUAAGGCCAUUCUAUUACCUGCUUUGCUGUAUCUUUCCCACGGAACCCCUUAUCUGGCCAGAGGUUCCUGAGCUGUGCAGGCCGGAACCCCAGAACCCCAGAGGGAGGGAGGCUGGCCCACAUCAGCAUGUGGAGAGCCACCGGGAGGGGUGCGCACCAACCAGCCUGGGCAGAUUCUAGUGAAGGCUCCCCUUGGCGAGUGGUGGAGGAGAUAGGUUCUAGGGGGCCAGGCAGGAGGCUCACCCUUCUCGGGGGUGAGAGCAGGGGUGGGCCUUUUUGGUGAGCACCGCAGGGCUUCCCUGAGCUGAGCAGGCAGGAGUGUGAGGCCAGGGUAGGGUGAGAUGCACCCUCCAUCCCGAGCUCUCCUCUACAUCCCAUCACGUCCUUCUCAUCAUUCUCUCUCUCAUCCAUCGUCAUGUGUAUCCAAGGCUGUCUCCGUGACCCCGGAAAAGGACUCUCUCAAGACCAAAGCUUUACUUUAAACUGGGCGCCAAGAAGCAACCCAAAAUGUCUCAUGUCGCCUGGUCCUGAGAUCCCUGUGCACGUCUGUGUCUUGUUUGGAAUACUGUCCCGCGUCCAAUCCUGUGUUUUUGUUCAAAGCCAACGUCCUUGGUGCAUGCGCUGUCACUUCCUUGAAUGCAAAGGCUGCGAGUGAGGAGGUGCUCCUUGGGGCCUUUGACCAGGUUUCUGAUUAGGGCUGUGAUCCGUUUGGACCUUGAUUUCCCCGUGGUCACAAACCCCUGGUUGUAUCAACAGAGCCCAAGGGAACUCAGUUUGCAGCCGUAUGGACCUCCGAGGAUGUAGACCCUCAAGGCAUCUAUAGUUGUUGAUAUCUCAGAACUACAGAGGGUUUUCUUACGGUGGUGUCAGCAUUGUUUGGGGAAUAACAAAAAUUUUUUUUCAACAUUUUUUUGGUUUUGAAAGCCCGACCCGUAAAAUAAUCAAAGCUGAACAUGAGGAUUCCUUCCCAAUUAAAGUCUAACCUCACCUUUCCCCCCAUUUGAUGAUUCCAUCAUCUUUUACCUUGCACAGUGGCCCUGGACCUUCUCUGCUGCCACUGACGUUUUGUGCUUACAGGAUGUCCAGCAGGGCAUUCCUCUUAGAAAAUGAUGGGCUGGUUAGGAAAGUAGCUUACAAAUUCUGACAUUUAGCGUGUUUCCCUUUACUGAGAGCAGUUUGUAGGAUUGCAUUAAACAGUUAAAAAUCUCACUUUCUGGAAAGGUUUAGGCACUUGAAAGGUUUUUGCUUGUUUUGCUUUUCAUUUAGUCUCACUAAUACUUUUCCUCUCUGGUUAAAGUUUCCAGUAAGGUUUUUUAAGUUAAGAAAGUAGGAAAAAAAAAAAAAAAGGGCAAAACCAGGAAAUGUAUCAAUUGACAGGAACUGUAAAUAACAUGCAGAAAGUAUAUAGUUGUAAAAUAAUCUUGAAUUGUAGGUGUUCUCAGAUUUAAUAAUCUCUGAGUUAUCAGUAACAUGUGUUAGGCAUUUCCAUAAAUAUUCCUAUAAAUUAGAUCUUCACAGUAUAUGGCAAAUCCAUCAACCAAACAAAAAUUCACAUCGUCAAACCAGCUUUGUUAUACUGAUUUAAUAGAGUCUGGAGGGGCCUUUAUUAGCUAUAAGGGAUACAGAACUGGUUUCAAAACCCUCUUCUGAAAUUAACCUGUCACUCCAGGGCUCCUGAAUUAUACAUGAAAUGAUCGAAUUGUUAGUGGGAGAGUCGUUUUCUAAGUAAUUCAAGAUAUUUGAAAAUCUCAUGGAAAAUUUAGAAGCAUCUUCCGCUGGAAUCCAUGAACCAGAACCGUUAAAUUUCUUUCUCUUAGAAAAUUAACAUGGCCCUAAAUAAAUCUUGACUGCAGUUAAAUAAAGAAUAAUUUUUGUUUCUCCCCUAUUGAGAGGGAAAUAGAUAAGAGGAGAAACUGCCUGGAAAAUUAUUUGUAUGACAAUUCCUCUCCUCGCAGUCGCUCCUAAGUGGAGACUGCCCAGCUAAAGCAAAUAUGCAUUUAAAUAGUCCAUUUGCACAGGAAAAGACUCUCUUGAUCCCCUUUUGCUUUCAAAAUACAAAUCUUGUGCAUCACUUUGAUUAGGGAGUACCCAGCUGUUCCUCCUGGCCCAGUGCUGCCCCCUCUGACCUUCCCUUGUGCUCUGUGUAACCCCAGGGUGGUCCUCCGCCACCAGCCUUUGCAUCAGGACCCGGGCAGGGAAGACUGGGGGGACAGAGCUCACAGAUGUGCUGCGUGUUGGAAUCUGAAUCUGUGCCUUGUGUUGUUUGCACUGUUCUUUGCCCCACUCUGGCCAGGUGCUAAGACCCCAGCGAGGCUCAGGAGGGGCCCUCCAGAAAAAGGAGGGCCAGCUUUGAGGAGAGGGCCUGCGUAACAGAAGGCUGUAGUUCCCCCGCGUGAAGUCCAGAGACCUUACGCCUUGUCACAGGAUCCAGUCUGACCUGCCUUUUCUGAGUGCUGCCUGGUGUAAUCACCGUGCGAUCUCUCACUGGGCGCUUAUCACCUUGCCCAGGUGGGACACCCUUUUGUAGCUGAAUGAGAAUGGUGGGGUCCUGAUCCCUCUAUGCAUCUUCGCUGGGAAAUUUCCCAUCCCUUGGAAAUAUCCCUUAGAAAAACCUUCAUGUCCCCUAAGGAGACCACCGGCAUUGCCAAGUUGAAAAAUCCCAUAGAUUGUUGUAAUCCUGCAACCUCGCUGGACUCUCAGUCUCUGAGCAGUGAUGGGUUCAGUGUUAAAUGUGAUAAAUACUGUAUUUUGUAUUGUUUAAAUGGCAUCUCCCACAAAAUGUGAAAAUGGUCCCGGAGAAGGCAGCUUCCUGUAUGCAGUGUGCUUUUUUUUUAAAAAAAAAAAAAAAAAACAACAACAACAACAACAAAAAAAACAAGUAACAACUCCUUUUGAGAAACAACAAUUUCUACUUUGAAAUCAUAUCAAUGAAAAGAUGUAUGUGCACUUAUAAUUUUCCUAAUAAAGACAUGUACUC